Molecule: messenger RNA, 928 nt
Organism: Pollicipes pollicipes
Lineage: Eukaryota; Metazoa; Arthropoda; Thecostraca; Pollicipedomorpha; Pollicipedidae
Exons: 5
Coding region: 1-666 (221 amino acids)
Biological process (GO): regulation of signal transduction; regulation of cell growth
Cellular component (GO): extracellular region
Molecular function (GO): insulin-like growth factor binding
Source: RefSeq, a predicted model, not a curated record
AUGCAACGGCACGGCAUGCGGCUCUCCGUCUGGCUGGCGUUCGCGGUCGCCCUCGUCACAUUCCAAAGCGUGUCCGCCUGCGACCGGCUAUUCUGCUCCACCGCCGGCCGCGCCGUCCGUCUUGGUCACCACCACCCCAUCCCCAGCGUGUCCGCCUGCGACCGGCUAUUCUGCUCCACCGCCGGCCGCGCCGUCCGUCCCUCCAACGGUCACCAGCCGACACAGGCCGGCAUCCCCAGCGUGUCCGCCUGUGACCGGCUGUUCCGCUCCACCGCCGGCCGCGGCGGCCCCGCUCAGCUGCGCCCCCUGUCGCCCGGAGCAAUGCAAGCUGCGCAGCCCAGAUGCAAGUACGGCGUGGUUAGGGACACGUGCUCCUGCUGCGUCACUUGCGGCAAGGGUCCCGGACAGCUGUGCGGCGGGCCGUGGGACUCGGCCGGCCGCUGUGGCCACCACCUGUACUGCAAGAAGAGGCCGCACCACCGCGAGCCGUACGCCGAGUUCAACGCGCUCGGCAAGUGCCGGCGGCCGCAGGCGGCGCGCCAGCUGCCGCGCGACGACGACGUCGUCUUCCCGGACGCCGAGCACGUGCAGCAAGACGAGAUGGAGCGGGCGGCGCGGCACGAGGCGGGCGCGCUCAGUCUCAUCAGCCCGCUCCCGGCCGCCUAGACGGGCCCUUCGGCCGGACAGAGCGAGACUGAGGCUGGCGGGCCGCCUAGACCGGCCUGAUAAGCCGACUCCUGGCCGUCUAGGGCGCCGCCACCCAUCUGAUCGGCCUGCACUCGGUCACCUAAAACGGCGCCGUCCGCCUGGUCGGUCCCCUUGUCGUCUCCACACGGUUUCACUGCCUGCUCCUAUUCCUCCUCCCCCAUGAAGCCUCUUCGCAACACCACCGCGUGUCGUCGGCUUCUCUAGUGCUGGUCGACUACUG